Trichechus manatus latirostris (Florida manatee) is the source of this 4465-nucleotide messenger RNA. RefSeq names its product deoxyguanosine kinase (gene DGUOK). The transcript is spliced from 6 exons. The record is from RefSeq and is a predicted model, not a curated record. Lineage: Eukaryota; Metazoa; Chordata; Mammalia; Sirenia; Trichechidae. Gene Ontology annotation, biological process: nucleobase-containing compound metabolic process. Gene Ontology annotation, cellular component: cytoplasm. Bases 2967 to 3509 code for a protein of 180 amino acids. Gene Ontology annotation, molecular function: ATP binding; deoxyguanosine kinase activity.
UAUUUAUAGAUUUUUGUAUGGGAAAAAAAAAAAUACCCUACCACUGUAUUACAGUGUAUAUUGGAUCUCCUCCUACCCUGCAUGUCUUUUCAUUUCUUUCAUAAUUUUCUGCUCUUUUUUUUUUUCCUUCUUAGUUUAGGGAGACUCUUGAGCAAAUAUUGUAGAGGGAUCUUCUAAUUCAUUAAUUAGGUUUACUGCAAUGGAGCAGUUCUGCUCUACACACAUGGGAUCUCCAUGGGUCGGAAUUGAGGGCAACUAACAACAACAACAAUAUAGACGUAGGAUUGCCAGGACUUUCUUCCAAGGUAUCUCUGGGUGGGUUCCAACUACCAACUUUUCGGUUAGCAGUCAAGUGCAUCAACUGUUUGCACCAGUCAGGGACACCUGCAGUUUACAGUCUAAUUACUAUCUUCACUGGAUGUUGUAUUUUGGCAACUACAUUUUUCACCACUAAAAAUGCUAGGUUUUUUUUUUUUUUUUUGUCUUCGUAUUGCUCCUUGUUUUAUGACUGCCUAUUCUUGUUUUAUCAGUGUGACAGUCUCUUGAAUCUCACUUAGUUUUUUGUUUUAUCUUCUCCUGUUUCUGCCAACAGCACUAUCUCCGAGGAGGUGGCUUGUCCUGAGCACAGAGAUUGGUCCUCUUCUUCUGAACUGCUGGCUGUUGUCAUAUUCAGUAACAUUCCCAUUGGUUUAUACAUUUGAAGGGAUGUUUGCAUUUGUUCUAUAGCCGAGAUACGUUCUUUCAGAAAUCAGGGAGGCUCCUGUACAGUUUUUUGUUCAGGAACAGCCUCCUUUAGAUAGCUCAGAGCUCACUGGUGAAAUAACACACAGCCAGUCACCCUACUGCAAGUGCCCUGUCCAGCUAGGCAGUGUCCAUGCCAUCUGUGAACUAUGCUGCAGACCAAGGGCUGCUCUCCACAAUCUCUAGUGACAACAUCAGACACUCAGGUGGAUUCAGAUUUACCCCCUUCCUUCUAACUCCAGCUCUUAGCUAGGUGCCAUUUAUGAGAUCAGGGUGUGUUUGUAGGGAGCAAGCGUCCCUUGCAUAGAUGUUAAAUGGUUUUCUGAUCCACUCUGCUGUUACCUGCACUGUGCCUGCUGAAGCUUCAGGUGUAUGGCUAGGACCCUUCUUUGGAAUCUAGGGGUGAUAUUUAGCCAAGCUGGACUACUUGUUGUCUAAUCAUUUUUCCCCUCCUGUAUCUUUGUCUCCACCUGAAAAUGCUUUCUUCUUAAUCCCCAUUUCCAUCUGUGGAAAUUCCACUCAUCACUUAAUUCCCAGCUGAAUGCCAUCUUUUUCCAGAAACUUCCUGAGAUUCCUUCAGCCAUAUAUAAUUGGCACUUUGUCACAUGGUCUGCCAGAUAUUCUAGCUGCUUAUAUCCUUGUCAGCCCUUCCUUUCACAUUGUGAGCUACUUGAGUUCAGGAGCCAUAUCUUGUUCACCUUUAUAUGAAGAGGCAUUAGAAUGAAGAGGUUAGAGAUGCUGGGUUGUUGAGUCCUUACUCAACACUUACCCACCAUGAGUCCUCAGUCAAGUAAGUUACUUAACCUCUCUGAGUGGAUUUUACCCUUUGGAAGAUGAGCGUAGUGAUAGUACGUACCUCAUGAAGCUGUUUUGAAGAUCAGACGAGAUAAUAUAGCACAGUGAACACUGAAAUAAAUAUUAGUUCUAUUUUCUGUAUUCCUUACAGCACCUAGCCCAUGUAGCACCUAAUCCACCACAGGCCUUCCGUAAUGGCAGUUGAGUGCAUGAAAGCAAAUACUUCACUUUUAUAUUGAGUCAGUGGCAGAGUGCAGAUAGAACUCAGGGCUCCUGAGGAUCCCACACGUGCACCCACUUGCACAUGUCGAGUACGUGGGUUCUCAGAUGCAUUUCAUAAAGCCUCUAGAAUGGAAGGAGGAGAGUUUUGUUUUUUUUUUUUUUUUUUUUUAAUACAGACAGUCCCCGGAUUAAUGAAUGUGAGACUUAAUGGAUAACUCAUACUUAAGAACGGACUGCCAUAAGGCCUGUUAUAUUAAAAUUUUGAGUUAAAUACAAUCAUUCGUAAUAAGGAACAUAUGCGCUACUUUGUGACACUCUUGAAAACGUGGUUUGAAAGUGUUUCUUAAGUGUUUUAUAUGCAUAGAAAGGGAAUAUGUAUAUAUAUACAUAUAUAUACUAAGAAAAACAUUUGAUUGACACUAAAUAAGAACGGUGUGUACCUGAUCCUAUUUACCUACAAAUUCGACUUAAAGACAGACUUAAGAAUGGAUUUUGAUCGUAACCCAGGGAUUACCUGUAAACAAAUUGUAGCCUUUCUGUGAAAGAUACAGAAUCUUAUUUGUUUGGUUGAUUGGCUGGAUUUUCAAAUAAGCAAUUGCUUUCUUGUCUGGAUUGAAGUUUGAUAAAGAAGUAGCCGCAGAUGGAAGCUCAAAAGAAAGGCAUCAUAGUCUUACAAUGGAAAGAUUCCAUUCAAAGUGGCAGUUUAGAUGGUUGUUGAUUGUUAACGCCUCCCCACAUAGACCCACCAAACCAAUGAAUGAAUUAAUGCGUUCUUUCUAUGCAUAGUUUUUUUUUUGGUUUGUUUGUUUUUCUUUUACAUUUGCAGCUAAUUUUUUGAAUCAAUAUAGAGUACAGCCUUAGCAUUCCCAAUUAAAACCACAUGAGCUUCCUUUGCAGUAGGGGUGUCCUUUAGAGUUUUUUGUUUUUUGUUAUAACCAGCUUGUCUUAAAUCUAUCGGUGUGCUUUUUCACUGCUGUUCUCAACUUGAGCAGUUGUAAUGAGGUAGUGGGCAUUUUGGUCUUUGUCUUAGGCUGGGUUCUCUAGAGAAGCCAAACCAGGGAAGCAUAUAUAUAUGCAUAUAUGGAGAAAGACAUUCUGUGCAUUGUUAUUCCUCUGCUCUUCUGUUACAUUGAAGGUGGCAUGUGAUCUCUAUCAGAUUCUUGUCUAAAAAGGCCUUUGCUACCCGAAAUCUUGGAAACUUGCUGGAUAUGAUGUACCGGGAGCCAGCACGAUGGUCCUACACGUUCCAGACAUUUUCUUUUAUGAGCCGUCUGAAAACACAGCUGGAACCCGUCUCCGAGAAACCCUUACAGGCCAAGGAGCUGGUACAGGUCUUUGAGAGGUCUGUGUACAGUGACAGGUAUAUCUUUGCAAAGAAUCUUUUUGAAAAUGGUUCCCUCAGUGACAUCGAAUGGCAUAUCUAUCAGUCCUGGCAUUCUUUCCUUCUCCAGGAGUUUGCCAGCAGGCUCAGAUUACAUGGCUUCAUCUACCUACAGGCUACUCCCCAGGUUUGUUUGAAGAGACUACACCAGAGGGCCAGGGCAGAAGAGAAAGGAGUUGAGCUGGCUUAUCUCGAGCAGCUUCACGGUCAGCAUGAAGCCUGGCUUGUCCACAAGACAACCAAGCUCCACUGUGAGGCUCUGCAGAACAUCCCAGUGCUGGUGUUGGACGUCAAUGAAGAUUUUUCUGAAGAAGGAGCCAUACAAGAGGAACUCAUGAGAAAGGUGAACACCUUUGUAAAGAAUCUGUGACCAGUGCCAUGAUGUUCUGGCUGUGAUCUGGGCUCUCCAAACUUCUGAAGCUAGAAAAGUGUCCAGUCACCCACCCACCUUUGCUAAAGUUUGUUUUUUUAACUUAUUUCUAUUCCAGUUGUUCCAUUCAUUUCAGCAUAUACCUGUUGAUGCCUACCUGCUCUGAACUCCCUUCUAGAGUAGCGGUUUUCACCUGAGAAAAGUCUUAGCUUUUGUUCUUGAGCCCUUCGCCACCAAGAGUCCCUUGUGUGUUCCCUUGUUCCCUCUGACAUGCCAGGGCAGGAAUUGCUCCCAGAGCCCUCAGCCAAGCUCCACUGAAAGCAGGAAGGAGGGAAGUAAAGUGCUCAGGAACCAGUGAGAGCUCAAGGGUGAGCCCAGAGCUAGGAAAAUGGAGCCCAGACUCCAGGAAGCUUCUUUAUCUCUUCUCAUCCUCCAACUCUUGGUAUGAAGGUUGAGAGUGGGGAGGCAGAUUUAGUCCUUUGUCCUAGAGCUGAAGAACCUGGCCAGAAGGAAGGAAGGGAAGAAGGGAAUAAUCAAGAGCCCAAAAAUUUAGCAUGUACCAUUUAGGAUUUGGUCAUUCUGAUACUCUGGUCUGCUCUAAAUACUUUAGCUAGUGAGUUUCAGUUGAUCUUAAAGGAGUGAAGCUGUCUAUGCUAGAAAGAAAAAUAUUUUGUGUGUGUGUGCUGCUCUUCAAGCUUCAAGGACGAUUUAUCGUUAAGGGAGAAAAGCAUGUGGCUCUAUAGAAUUGAAGUCUCCGUUGCAAGAAGCCUGCAGGCCCCCUGAUUCACGGGAGAAGAGUUCCUCCACAGAACUGUUGACAGUGGUGCAGGAACACAGGAGCGUGAGUGCGCUCGGGACCAAGUGUCUCAGAAGAUGGAAGCCUGUCUUUUCCUUUGUGCUUUGGGAAAAUGAAUGCAAGAUUGGUUUCUAACAAAUGUGUAAUGUUUUGAAAUAAA